Molecule: messenger RNA, 889 nt
Organism: Adelges cooleyi (spruce gall adelgid)
Lineage: Eukaryota; Metazoa; Arthropoda; Insecta; Hemiptera; Adelgidae
Product: cilia- and flagella-associated protein 298-like
Exons: 5
Coding region: 1-879 (292 amino acids)
Biological process (GO): regulation of cilium movement
Source: RefSeq, a predicted model, not a curated record
AUGGUUUUGAUUCAUGUUAAGCAUGGUGAUGAAAGUCAGUUUUUAUAUGAUGCAUCUUUAGAAACUCUUGUUGAUGAUUGUACUUUAAAUAUUACAACAAUUUAUAAUGGACGUUUAAAGAUAUCCAGAAUAUGUAGUGAACUUGAAGAGCUUAAAAAACAUGGCACACUAUUACCAUCAGAAAUAAUGGGUUUAACCGAUGAACAAGUUUCUGAACUCAAGUUAGUUGAUACCUGGGGUGAAAAAUGUAUACCAAGUGGUGGCUUUACAUACAAUAAAGAUCCAAUAGGACGUAGAAAUGGUAAACAGCCUAAUGAGCAAAUGCAAAAUUUGUUGACAAAAACAAUCGAAGAUGCUAAGGCUUGUGUUUCUAAGAAGUUGGUUCAGUCACAAAUAACUUUAACUCAGAAAAAGAUUCAAGAAGCGUUGGAUAUGCUUAGAGGGGUUGUCAUGAUAAUUUAUCCGAUGAAUCUUCCACCUCAUGAUAAUAUUAGACUUGAGUUGGAAAACAAUGAAGAUCUGACUGGAACGCAUGCGUCUCUAGAGGUAAUCGAACCUAGUGCAGCUCAGCUUUGGUUUUCUGGUCGUGAGUUAUUACGAGAUUCUGAUAAAAAGAUGAGAGAUUUUUUGGGCCGUAAUGAAAAAACAAAAAUUGUAUUGAAGUUGACAAAGACUGGAUCAGGGCCACCAGCUCGGGAACCGCCGUUAAGUGAACAAGACAGAAAAUUGUUAAUGGCCCAUGCGUAUAAAAAACAAGAAGAGUUAAAGAAACUUAACCAAGACGAUGACGACGUGUAUCUCAACUCUUCCUGGGCCGACGGCGGAAGUUUGAAAAGAAGUCUACAUCAAGUUGGUGACAUUUCCUGGAGGCCUAAAUAAUCCAUUCGGG